UAUUCAGUUUGUACCCAAUUUUCAGCCUACAUUUUCGUGCUCUUCUGACAGGCGCAUUUUAUUUUCAAAAUCAGUUAUUAGCUGACAUUCGCGGUAAAAAGUCGCAAUUCAGUUCACUACUCGAAGUUUAAGUUUUUCAUAACUAAGUACUUGUGCAUAUGUAUGCACAUCUCUACAUACAUAUUUACAUUCUUAAAAGCACUAGCAAGUGACUGAUUACUUACUUAGCUGUGAAAUAAAUACAAGUACAUACUACUUUAAAGCCGGGGCUAAUUCUUAAUUGUAGAAGAACGCUACUAUUUACUUUGAUAUAUGUGAAUGCAUACAAAUACAAAGAAGACAAGUACUAUCUUCAUUUUCCUUGCGUUUAAGAAAUCUCUAGCAUUCAUGUUGAUACGAGUACCCGUUUAAGACGUUACUGCAGAAGUGCGCUGAAAUAAAGUGUUUCUCUCUGUGUGUAUUUUGGAGACUUUUCGUUGUUGGAUUUGAAUGAUAAGAAAAAUGCAACUGAUUGCUUUGUGAAUUGUGAAUACCUAAUUCUUCUUAAGAAGAUAAGCGAUGCAAAUAAAAUUUGAUGAAAGCUAAAAAUAUUGAAACAACGCUUGCAGUAGUGACUCAGAAAAGGCUCAGCCUAGCUGUUAAGUGCAUUUAGAGAAAAAACGAUUAUCCUAAACUAUUUAUUUACUUUUGCUUCUCGCAAAAAUUUGGUGCCUGAAUACAUACCUAUACAAAAGUGCGUAUCAAGUUCCUGUCGGCCAUAUUGACAAUCCAGUAUGUAUGAAAUACCAACAAACUUGUGCUUGGAGUGGAAGAAUCUCAAUUAUCAUGUGCCAGCGUCUGAGCAAAGUAAUUAUGCAUUUUGGCAGGAGUGUCGAAAGGUUAAGGAGCAGCGCAUACUAAAGGAUGGUGCGUAUGGCAAGAAGAUACGUUGGGUCUACCAAGUGUACCUACUACUAAUUCGCUUCAUGACAGAUGACAGUCGUAAUAUAAAAAGUGGCCUCAUUUCGCUGGGACUUUUUAUGGUUACCUCAAUGACGCUUGCCAUUAUGUACUCGGGUGUAAGCGGCCUCACACAGACUUCGGUGCAAGAUAUUGCCGGCUCCAUAUUUAUGGUAUCCAAUGAAAUGAUAUUCACCUUCUCUUAUGGCGUCACCUAUGUGUUUCCCAGCGCACUGCCAAUUAUGCGACGUGAAGUGGGCGAAGGCACUUACAGUCUCUCAGCCUAUUAUGUGGCUGUCGUAUUAUCAUUUGUACCGAUGGCUUUCUUUAAAAGUUACUUAUUCUUCUCGGUUAUCUAUGGUGCUGUCUACUAUACAAGAGGCUUUAUGCUUUACCUGUCAAUGGGUUUAGUUUUGGGUCUUUCUGCUAUUGCGGCUACCGGUUACGGUCUCUUUCUAUCCAGUUUCUUUGAGACAGUUAAUAUGGCUUCCGAAUGCGCAGGACCAUUCGAUUUACUAUUUCUAAUAUUUGGUGGCGCUUACUAUAAUGUGGACUCGAUACCGUUAAUUAAGUAUUUAUCAUUGUUCUUCUACUCCAAUGAGGCUUUGAUGUAUAAUUUUUGGAUUGGUGUGGAUGAGAUCGAUUGCCCUAAAAAGUUGGAUCAUCCGUGUUUGCAAAAUGGUUUGGAGGUUCUAAAGCGAGGUUCUUUCAAAACGGCCGAUUACACUUACUGGGUGGAUUGCUUGGGUCUGCUGUGCGUCGCUGUUAUUUUUAAUAUAGUCGCUUAUUUCUUUAUAAAAAAGUAUGUGAAAAGAAGUGGUUACUAUUAAGACACCAAGUUUUAUCACAUAAAUUUGUUUCCAUCAGAAUUUGUAUGAAUACAGCCACUACAAUUUAACCUUAAGACACUAUUGGCUUAUAUUUGCAUUACAAAUUAAUGUGGGGUAUUUAGAUAGUGUCCUUUAAUCGCGUAUUUUUCUCGCCAAAGCUUUGAUUAUUAAAUAAAUAUAAUUGAAGCAGG
This is a messenger RNA of Rhagoletis zephyria (snowberry fruit fly), 1960 nucleotides long. RefSeq names its product brown (gene bw). The record is from RefSeq and is a predicted model, not a curated record. Gene Ontology annotation, molecular function: ABC-type transporter activity. Gene Ontology annotation, biological process: transmembrane transport. Gene Ontology annotation, cellular component: plasma membrane. Lineage: Eukaryota; Metazoa; Arthropoda; Insecta; Diptera; Tephritidae.